This is a messenger RNA of Armigeres subalbatus, 3381 nucleotides long. RefSeq lists its product as uncharacterized. The transcript has 4 exons. The record is from RefSeq and is a predicted model, not a curated record. The coding region runs from base 498 to 3128 and encodes 876 amino acids. Lineage: Eukaryota; Metazoa; Arthropoda; Insecta; Diptera; Culicidae.
UGUUGGUGGAUAUAGAUUUGCUGUCCGCUUGUGUGUUGGAUCAUUUUGCAUCGCGACAUUUGACGUCGGUCGUGCCGAUUUCCAUUUGUCAUAUUGUUCAUUUUCGUGGAUUGUGGGUUUGCCAUUUUUCCGCCUCAAACGACGUCGUUGCUGGACGCCAGCAACAAAUAAGCAGAUCGUGACUCGUGCGUGCUGUUUAGAGUGCAAUCACAGUAGGUGCUGGUGUUUCCUGGUGGAUGAUGGGUGACAGACAAGUGAAUAUGUAACUCAAAUGCAUACAAAGAGAGCCGGGGUGUUUGACUAAAAUCGUGGAGUGUUUUUAUUUUGGUGCGGCUCGAGACAGCUGGGGUGUGCGAAAUUCUUGUGGGCAAACAGAAGAAGGAAAAUCAAGUUCAGGCGCAGUGUGCCGCAGUGAUACUUUUGAUACCUACAUAUAUAUUUACAUUGUGCGUAAUUAUUUCGAUAAGCCUAUCCUACCGCGGUUGAACAGUCCUGCUAUGGACGCAAAUCGUGAUUCCAACGCCGGCGAGGAGGAUUCUUCCGCGACACUGAGCUCAGAAGAGUUCGAGAGCUGGACGUUGGUGGACCGAUCACCGAAAGCCGGAAACUCUAAGAUGAAACCCGGACAGAUACAACGCACCGAGCAGUCGGAUAAGGAAAAAGUGGAAGACGCGGAAGCUGAGGAGGAGAGUGACGAAGAUGUUGAUGAUGAUGAAGAAGAAGAAGAAGAGAGUGGAUCAUCGAACGAAGGCGACAUCGAAGCGGAAGAGGAUACGCGGGACAAACCCAGUGGAGUGGAACCAGUGAAAAAUAAAACCAAACAAACCAAAGAUGAAAGCGAUGCUGAUGUAGCACGUGACAAAGGUGACGAUGUUGGUCGGCCAGACGAGAGGGAAAGCAGCAAAAAGAAGCUUGCCGGCAGUAACGUUAGCUUGCACUCCCACGAUGGUUCGUCUUCGGAUGGUAUUAGCGUGAUAAGCGACAGCGACGGGGGCGAUCACGCGCGUCUCCAUUUCAACAAACAUUUGAACUUAGACCAGCUUCAGCAAUCGAGUGUGCAGCUCACGCCUCCGCUCUCCCCAGAACAAGACGCCGAGAAAAAAUCCAACCGCAACAAACAACUUAAGCGCAAACGAAUUCAUGACGAUGCUGAUACUGCACUCGUACCAGAAAACUCGGUCGUUCCGUGGAAGCAUGUAGGUCAAACAUCGUUCAUAAUUUUCAGCAUUAUCCUGACAGGGAUAGCUGCCGUCAUGAUUGGCAACUCAAGAAUGUAUGAAAAUCGCGCCAACAUCGACAAUUUCGAUCAUGAGCAACGACUCUCUGAAUUGGAACUGGAGAAUACGAUUCUGAGGAACGAAAUGAACAAGCUGAAACAUUUAUAUACUCGGUCGGAACUGGACGAACAGGUUCAGCAGGCUGAAUUUGAAUGGAUUCAAACCAUGGAUCAACAGAUGGACGACCAAUUUCCAACUGAACCGGAACCCCAACCAGAGCCGGAACCACCGACAUCUGAGCCAGAGCAACCUCGCGUGCGACGAGUUCCUCCACAGGACGAAAACGUGAGGCACAAAGUUGUUUGGUCGGGAGACGACGGCCAGCCUAUGUUGAUCGCGGACCAAGACUAUGUGCUACCGGAAUUCUGCUACAACAAGGACGCAGUACAGGAUGAGCUUUUCUCCGAAUAUAGCGCCAAAUAUUGCGACACUAAGCAGCGAAAAAUCGAAGCCAAACUGAAGAAAGCGGAACACUAUGAGAACAAGCACAAAAAGCACAAACACCCGAGAGACUACAAGCAGUACAUCCAUCCAACGGCCGAGGAAGUCGCCGAACAUCAAAAGCAAUCGACUGCUCCCCCGCCCAAAAUUCCUUCGCUGUCGCCGUUUGAGUUCGAUUACGCCAGUGCGUUUGAAUCAAUCAAGGAAGAAGGCUCCGUCAUCCUGCAGGGGCUCUCAGCAAUUCUGGAUCUUGACCCUGAGCCGGAGUUGAUUCUUUCUACUGUGAGCGAAGGGUAUCUAGCAGAUGACGAGGUGAGUAGCAGCAGCAGCAGUACGAGCACUGGAAGCGCUAGUACCACUGCACCGCCAAAUGUCGGACCAACGGCUACCGAAGCAAUCAUCUGGGCUGACUAUCCGACGUGGGUGCGCGAAAAGUACGAAACCCAACCGGAUAUGCACUGGAAGCUGAAAAACAAAGCAUCGCUACUGUGGGAGUGGGAACGGAAGAAGAAUCAAUUUUUGGAUGAGGUGGGACUGAACACGUUGGAGGAGAUUGACCGGAAAACCGAGGAUGAACUGCGCCAGCGACGGGAGCAGUACGAAAGGGAACGCAAGGGCCGGCAGCCCGGAGAAUUCGGAGGGGAGCAGACCUACAACAAUAACAGGGAUCACCGGGGCAAAGGAGGAAAAUAUGAUGAGCGAAAGGAUUAUCGACCCCGGAACGGUGACGAUCGUUCACACGAGCACAGAGACUAUCAUCACAAAGAGCAUCACAAGGAAUGGAAUAGCAAGGAGAGACAAAAUGGUGACAAGAACCCAGAUUACAACCGACAGGCUGAUAAUGAAAGACCAUCAACUUCCCACGAAAAAUCUACUCAGAAGCAAUACCACAAGGAGAACGAUAGCCGACAAGAUAGCGACGAAAGCCGAGAAGUGUCGUCCGGAGAUCGUGAUCCUCGCUACAAGGAUCGGAAACAUAGCAAAGAGCGGAAAGACAGCAAGGAAUGGAAAGACCGUAGGAAGAACGGCGACCAUCCUCACAAGCGCCGUGAUAGUGAUGAACGUGACGAUUCCGGGGAGGUGUUUGAUUCGCAGCAGCAUCAUUCGGAGGAGCAUAAGAAGUACCACAGUUCAAAGGAGGAACAUCAUCGCGACAGGAAGUAUGAUGAACGAAAGCCUCACCACGAUCGCCGUCGGGAUGGGGACGAUGACGAUGAUGAUGACGACGACGACGAUGAUGACGAUCAUUAUAAGCGGCGAAACAAGGAUAAGCAUCACCGCAAUGGUGAUGACUACCGUAAGCACGAACAGAUGGAGUGGCACGGCAAAGGGCACAAGCACAAGAAAGACGAUCAUUGGAACAAGCACGAGGACAGGAAGUGGCAUGAAUCGAAGGAAAGGCGACGAUAGGCGUCGACCAAAUUUUAGAUGUGAUUGAGAUUAGGUGGUAUUUUGAGAAGGAGGAGGCGAGUUCGGAAUACCGGAAUGUUAUAUUCAUAGCUAUAACAAUAUUUUAGAAUCUUAUUAAGAGUAGAGCAAAAAUAAUUGAAAAAUAACAUAAAUCAAAGAGUAAUUCUAUGACGUGAAACAUGGUUUGAAUAAGCCAUUAUAUCCUUCAAUAGAUGGAAAAAAUAAAUUUAAACGAAGUAAAUUCCCAGUCAAA